Molecule: messenger RNA, 1095 nt
Organism: Closterium sp. NIES-65
Lineage: Eukaryota; Viridiplantae; Streptophyta; Zygnematophyceae; Desmidiales; Closteriaceae
Source: the annotation of a GenBank genome assembly
AUGUCUGACGUUGAAUCCCCGACUGCGGCCAAGGCGAAGCUGAAAGAGGUUCGUGCCGUGCCGCGCGUGCCGGUGUCGCAAAAUGCAGGCUUUCCGCCUUUUCGUGUUUCUUGCCCCGUUCUUCGCAUUUUAGUUCCCACGUUAACGAGAGCGCGUUUCUUCCGCCCAUAUUCCACUCCCUUCCGUGCCCCCCUUUCGCCGCCCUUCCGCGUCCCCCUUCCCCGCCCUUCCGCUCCCCCCUUCCCCACCCUUCGGCGCCUCCCCUUUCCGCGCGCGCGUAUGUCACCACCAGGGGCGUCCCCUCCCCACAUGCCUUCCGUCCUUCGUUCUUACCAGACUCCUUCCUUACCUGUCGUCCUCUCCCUGCCCCUUCCUGCCCCCUUACUGCCUUCCCCACAUUCCCUCCAUCCUUCGUUCUUACCUGACUCCCCCUUCCUCCGUUCUCUUCCUUCUUCCCCCAUUUCCCCCUCCCCUCCCCUUUUCCCCGUUCUCUUCCCCUCUUCCAGCCGGACCAACCUCACCUCUUCCCCUCCUCUUCCUACACCUCCCCGCUCAUUCCUCCCCAUCACGUGCAUCACAGGGUCCACGGUUGAAAUCCUCAAGGACCCAAAGUUCGAAAUCCUCAAGGUGGAUUUGAAGCAGCUGAACUUUGGAACUUCUGGGAACCUUCUGUUUGAUUUCAACAACUUCAAGGUCAAGGCAAACGGCAAGGCGGAUGUCAAGGCGCUGGUGGUUAACCCUAACAACCACGAGGUGAUCGUGGAGGCGCUCAAUGUCAACCUGAAGCUCUUCAAUGUUGAUAUUGCAAACACUUCGGUGAUCGUGGAGGCGCUGAAUGUCAACCUCAAGCUCUUCAACGUCGACAUUGCCAACACUUCGGUGAUCGUGGAGGCACUUAACGUCAACCUGAAGCUGUUCAACAUCGACAUCGCCAACACUUCGAUCCCCGGAUUCGAGCUCUCAAAGAAGGGAAACAUCACACUGAGCAUUCCAUUUCCCAUCAAGAAUCUUCCGGUCAUUGCUACCGGUAACAAGGACAACCUCAUUACUACAUCGCUCCGCAAGGGACAAGUGGAUGUCAAGGUGGGAUACUGA